AUGCGAAUAUAUGCGUCAAAAUUGAAACUUCUCACUUUACCUCUGGCACUUAUUAUAUUAACUUGGCAUCUGUACAAUUCAAAGGACUCCCAGUUAACAAUCAAGUCCCUGGACGGUAUUCUAUAUAUACAGAGGAAUGUCUCCACUGAAAUGCACGAUGAGCAGUUUUGUGUUUGCUAUCAAUUUUUGGAGGCCACAGAGACAUUCCGAGAAGACGGCUUGGAGCCCAUCACCCUAGCAGUUCAUGGAUCCCCAGAGGUUUUAGGAGAAAUUGAGAAUAAGCCGUUCAACUGGGAUGGGCCUAUUUCCUUCGGCUUGUUUAUCGACUUUCACUCCCAGCAUGCUUUGAACUACAUAUCCAUGCUCCACAAGUGCCAUGCUGAUUUCAGAAGGAAGACGACUGUACACUUUGCAUUCCGAAUCUCACCAUCUCAAACCGAAUGUCCUGUGAUCUAUACUUCCGGGUAUAAGGAUUGUGUCACGUUUUUCCAAAAGAACACAGAGCUCCUUGAGGAAAUGGAGGACCCUUUUCAGAUCUACCCGAUAAAUCUAAUGAGAAAUAUUGCUCGACGCGGAGCAAAGUCGGAUUUACACUUGAUAGUCGAUACAGAUAUGGUAAUGAGUACUAACUUUGCAAAGAUGGUAAAACCAGUUGCGAAUCGGAUGAUUGAUGGGAUGAAUAAACAAGUCUUGGUUGUUCGACGCUUCGAGACCAACGAAACCGAACUUCCACUGAACUUGGACGAACUUGAGCAAGGGCUUCUGAAUGAGAACACAUUUGAAUUCCAUCACUCGUUCUUUUUUGUUGGCCAUCAAAUACCCAACUUGUCUGAGUGGUUUGAAAAUUCUUACGCAUCAGAAGAAACCACUGCAUGGGAGAUUCCAUACACAGGAAGUGAUUGGGAAGUUCAAAUAAUUCUUCACCGCAACGACCCAUAUAACAUUGAGUACUUCCCAUCGCGAGUCAGGGAUAUGCAGUCUUUGAUUUAUAAACUCUGCCGUGCGAACUACACAUUCAAUUUGCUCUCUCACGUAUUCAAUGUUCACAAGGGGAUCAAAGAAGAUGAUACAAUGUACUCGAAAGUCGUCACUGCUCACACAAAGCAAUUUUGGAAAAUGAGAACGCUUUCCCGUUACACUGCCGAAAUCGACAAGCAGUACCCAGACACUACAACAAGAUGUGGACCUUUUACGAUUUGA
Molecule: messenger RNA, 1200 nt
Organism: Caenorhabditis elegans
Lineage: Eukaryota; Metazoa; Nematoda; Chromadorea; Rhabditida; Rhabditidae
Gene: bgnt-1.7
Product: B3GNT1, Beta-1,3-N-acetylGucosamiNylTransferase 1, homolog
Exons: 9
Coding region: 1-1200 (399 amino acids)
Source: RefSeq, marked reviewed